AUGUCGAACAAAACCUACAAUGACCUAUUGAUCGAGACAUCAGAAUUGAUAGGCGAAGCAACCCAAACCGAUGAAGCGCUUUUUGAGGCUGGUACUUCUGAUACAUCUACCCUAUUGCCGCUGCUUCUAGAACUUCGAGUACGGUAUACCAUAUUACUUAAAAGGUUAGAUUUAGUGUACGAUCAAUUAUUACAGCCCCAAAAACGCUUAAUAGUGAAAAGACUUUUGGAAGCGUGUUUAGGACGGCUGAUAGAAAUUAAACAUGAUCUAGUGGAAAUGCGCUUAUGUGAUCACACUUUUGAUGAUGACGAGGCAUUAGUAAAACUGCAAGUAACGCCGUUUGAAGCAGAACCUUGCAUCCCACGAUUCUUUAUCAGAGAAAGAGAAGAAGAAAUCAAUAGCAGGCGGCAGUUCAUCACUGAUACCUUAAGCAAGUUAGGAUAUGAACCUCCAAAGCCUCAACCCUUGGUUCUGACUGAACAACAAGCUGUAAUUAUAAUACAAAGUCACGAAAGAGCUCGACAAGGAAGACUGAGGGGACAGUUCAUGAAAGAAAUUCGUCUAUUGAAAGAAAAAGGAAGAGAUCAAAAAGGCGAAAUGUCUGCAUCUGCAGCUACUGCCAUCCAGAAGGUUUGGAGAGGAUUUAUAGCAAGAAGAUGCACUAAGAAAAGAAAACUAGAGGAACAACUCUUAAUUGGCAUGUUACUACCACCAUACAAAGAGUCAGAGGCUAUUGAAAAAGCGAACCAGGUAGAAAAAUAUCGUCAUAAAUUGCAAAAAGAAAGGGAAGAGGAAUAUCAAAGUGCAUUAAUCAAAAUUGAGGAUUACCUUCGAACUCAACAUGGACCGAAACUAAAUGAGCAGAUAGGUGAUGAAUUGAGAAGAUGGAUUCGAGAAUACUACGAUAGAACAGAAAGGUUCCCAGAACUGCCUUCUGAAGAAAGUGGAGGAAGCCGAGCCAUGUAUAGUAGACAAGGUACUGGCAUGGAGAGUGAGCUUAGUAAAAGUUCACCCGUAUCAUCAAAAGAAUCUAAGAGAAGUAAAGAAAGUAAAGAUAAGAAAAAUAACAAAGCUGAGGAAAAUGGUAAAACCAAAGAAGAACCUGAAGAUUUUAAUACAUACCAAUGUACAACUUCAGCUUUCCUUAAAAAUAUGGUUGGAGCUAAUGAAGAAUACGAAGAUAUUUGGAAAUAUAAAGAUGAUGCUGACAAUCCCCACGAAAGAUAUUACAAAGAUAUGAUAGAAAGAGAAAAAAUGGUGAAAAUAGAACAAGAAAUAAGAAAUGUUGUCGAUGAGAUGAUGAGAAGUGAACUUGAACUACUCCAGGCUGCAUAUGACAGAGACAGAGCGCAAAAAGGAAAGAAAGCGAAAAAACCCCAGAAGAAGGUGCGUCGUGGUGGUAAGAAAAAUAAAAAGAAGAAAGAAAAAGAUUUAACACCAGACCGAACGACAGAAUCACUCUUUGAAGAGCUUGUUACAAACGGUAUAAUACGGCCAUAUCCCUUAGUGAAAAUCGAUGACUUUAUAGGCGAAAAAUGUUAUGUAGGUUCUGCGUAUAGAGAACAAGGUCAAGAAGCUGACCCAUGUCUAGGAGAUAUAAGGCAGCUUGUGAAAGAGUACUGUAUACUUCCUCUGGGAUCGGAACAUGUUAGAAAUAACGCACCAUUUAUCAGAUCUGUACUAAUUUCAGGACCAUCUGCUAGCGGUAAGAAGAUGUUAGUUCACUCAAUUUGCUCAGAAGUUGGUGCAAUGCUCUUUGAUUUGACUCCAGCAAACAUAGUCGGCAAAUACCCUGGUAAAACAGGACUCAUAAUGUUAAUACAUUUGGUUAUGAAGGUAUCAAGACUUUUACAGCCCUCUGUAAUAUGGAUGGAUGAUGCUGAGAAACCCUUUAUGAAAAAAAUUCCAAAAACUGAUAAAACUGAUCCAAAGAGACUAAAGAAAGAUUUAGUUAAGAUUAUAAAAGGAAUAUGUUCUGAAGAUCGUGUGAUUUUUGUGGGUACCAGUAAAGCACCUUGGGAUGCAGAGCAAAAACUACUCUGCCAAUGCUAUCAAAAAUUCAUUCAGAUUCCAAGAGCCGAUUACGGAAGCAUUUCCCUAAUGUGGAGAACCAAACUGCACAAGGCUGGUGCUUUAAAUCCGAGACUCGAGCUUUCGUGCUUGGCGAGAGUUUCAGAUUCCUAUACUAUAGGUACUCUUCUAGCAGCUUUAGAUUCAGUACUCACGACAAAAAGACGGCUUCAACUACGCGUCAGAGCGUUUACAGCUACAGAAGUAGCCGUACACCUUGCUGCCAGGGAGCCGGUGUAUGCAGAACAAGAACAAGCGGCUGACACAUGGUGGUUUAAAACUCCCAUGGAAAAAAGGAGACAGAAAGUUCUACAAAAGUUGGAAGAACUGCAGUUGGAGGCUGAAGCACCUGUUUAA
Arctia plantaginis is the source of this 2427-nucleotide messenger RNA. The record is from the annotation of a GenBank genome assembly. NCBI's taxonomy places the organism in Eukaryota, Metazoa, Arthropoda, Insecta, Lepidoptera, Erebidae.